Molecule: messenger RNA, 1715 nt
Organism: Lathyrus oleraceus (garden pea)
Lineage: Eukaryota; Viridiplantae; Streptophyta; Magnoliopsida; Fabales; Fabaceae
Exons: 15
Coding region: 277-1428 (383 amino acids)
Biological process (GO): regulation of gene expression
Cellular component (GO): chromatin; nucleoplasm
Molecular function (GO): RNA binding
Source: RefSeq, a predicted model, not a curated record
UUUGUCUCGUGUAUUUUAAAGAUGUUUGGUAAAAUGUAGUGAGGCACAAACAGGAGGCUGAGACGGUGCGGAGCGAGCGAGCGAGGGAGGAAGAGGGAGAUAGAUAGAGCGAUCUAGCUAGCGAGAUCUUCAAUUUAGGGUUUUGAGUUUCGUUUUCAUCAAGGGAGGAGAAAGUGUGAGAUUUUUAGAGAGAGGGGUGUGAGAACGCUGAGAGAUACCAUUACCCCAAGAGAACGAGCGUUUCAAUCUAUUUCUUUGCGCUUUGUUAAGUUUCAGAUGGAGCAGAGAAAACUUGUGGUUUUGGGUAUCCCUUGGGAUGUUGACACUGAGGGCUUGAAAGAAUACAUGAGCAAAUAUGGUGAACUAGAAGAUUGCAUUGUCAUGAAGGAGCGUUCAACUGGACGAUCUCGUGGUUUUGGAUAUGUUACAUUUGCUUCAGUAGAUGAUGCCAAGGAAGUAUUGUCAGGUGAACAUGUUCUUGGUAAUAGGAUGCUUGAAGUCAAAGUGGCUACACCAAAGGAGGAGAUGAGGGCACCAGCCAAAAAAGUUACCAGAAUUUUUGUGGCCAGGAUUCCACAAUCAGUAACAGAAACAACUUUUAGAAGUCAUUUUGAGAAAUAUGGAGAUAUAACAGAUUUGUACAUGCCAAAGGAUCAAGGCUCAAAGAUGCAUCGUGGAAUUGGUUUUAUCACUUUUGCAAAUGCAGAAUCUGUGGAGAGUUUGAUGUCAGAAACCCAUGAACUCGGAGGUACUGCUGUAGUGGUUGAUCGAGCUACACCUAAGGAAGAUGACAUUAAGUCGACUGGCAGGAUGUCCCAGGGAGGAUAUGGUGCAUACAAUGCAUAUAUUUCUACAGCAACUAGAUAUGCAGCACUCGGAGCUCCUACCUUGUACGACCAUCCUGGCCCAAUUUAUGGAAGGGGAGAGCCUCGUCGGAGAAUUAGUAAAAAGAUUUUUGUUGGUCGCCUCCCCCCUGAAGCAAAUUCUGAGGAUCUCCGUCAAUAUUUUGGAAGAUUUGGCCGUAUAGAAGAUGUUUACAUUCCUAGAGAUCCUAAGAGAACAGGUCACAGGGGUUUUGGAUUUGUUACCUUUGCUGAAGAAGGUGUAGCAGAUCGUGUCUCUCGAAGGUCUCACGAGAUCUGUGGACACCAGGUGGCAAUAGAUUCGGCCACACCUGUUGAUGAUGCUGGGCCCAGUGAAAAUUUUAUGAUGAGCAGUAUGGAACCUUUUGGAGGAUAUGGUGGUCCAUUGCGAAAUUAUGGGAGGAUGUAUGGUGGUUUAGACUAUGAUGAUUGGGGUUAUGGAGUUCCCAGUGGGAGGCCAUCAAGAGUAGAUUAUCAAGAGCAGCUCGGGAGGCCAUCAAGAGCUGAUUAUCAAGAGCAGCUCGGAAGGCCAUCAAGAGCAGAUUGGAGGUAUAGGCCAUACUAGAAUGGCACAGUUCAAUUGGAGGUGUUGCUUUAUGCUAGUAUCGCUGUCUGGGAACUGUGGUGCAGGUCUUCUAGUAUUAAUUAAUGGAUUAUGAAGUUGUAAGCAUUACAUAUUGGAUUUUACCUAAUUUAUUGUAAUGCAAAAAUUAUUUAUUUUCUUUUUCCUUGAACAAUUAAAGUGCAGACUAUGGCGUCAGUUAGAUCUCUUCAUUGAGAUGAUAAUGGGUUGUAAUUUAUUUUAGAACUACCGGUUAAACCCGAGUUAUGGAAAUGUUCUGUGUUAAACUA